UUGCGACAAGCGGCGAGCAAAAUGGCUCGCCCAAACACCAAACGGCUCCUCCCGAUCCUCCUCGCAACGGCUGCGCGAGCGCUGCUUCCCCCACGGCAGCAUGGCAUCAGCAUGAGGAGAGCACCACCCUGCCAACCAAAGCGCCGCAGAACCAAAGCACCAAACGCCGCAGCGCGCACGGCGCCAAAGCGACAGACGACCGCGCUGUCCGCGUCGAAGGACGAAAACGUCGGGAAACAAGGCGCCGUCGCCGCCGCCGAGCCCUUCGUCGAGGCCGAGGCCGGGUUCAUCGACGGAGCCGCCGGUCCGGCGGCCGCCGCGGCGCCGCAGCCAACGGCCAUGGACGCCGUAACACUUGUAGCGGUCGCCGCGCCACCUUCAAAGACGAAGCCAAAACCCGACAAAAAACGGCAACAAAACAAAAGCCCCCAAAGCCUCAAGGUCGCCGCCGCGAUCAUAGCCCUCGCCGCCACGGCGCCGGUCCCGACGACCCUCUUCGCCUGGCACCCCGCGCUCGCGGCGCUCUCGCUCCCGCUCGCGGCGGCCGCGGGCGUCGUCGUCGCGGGCCGCGCCGCCGCCGCGAAGCGCGCCUCGGGCGCGGACCGCCGCGCGACGCUCGAGCGGCGCGUCAAGCUGCACUUUGUGCUGAGCGCGGCGGCGUCGUGGUGCCUCGUGCUCUCGACGGCGGCCGUCUUCCUGUCGAAGGCCCAGGCGCGGCGCCCCCACCUCGUCAGCGCGCACGCGCGGGCCGGCGCCGCCGCCCUGGUCGCGUGGUUCGGCGCGCUGCUCGCGGCCGAGCUCAAGGUCUGGCGCGACGGGCCGCCCUGGCGCGCCGCGCCGCGCUUCCUCUGGUCGGACCAGAGCCACCGGCGCCUCGGCGUCGGCGCGCUGCUCGUCCUCGGCGGCGCGGCGGCGACGGGCCUCGCGCUGACGGGCUUCGGCGGGCGCCUCGCGGCGCCGCGGCGGCGGACCGCGCUCGCGGCCGUGUGCGCUGGUUUUGUUCUCGAGGCCUACGACCGGCGCCGUGACUUCGCGAAGGUCCUCGGGCGGCUCCCCCGGCGGCGCGCCGCGCCCGGGGAGGCGGUCGCCGCCGUCGUCGUCCCGGAGCCGGGCGCGGCGCACUAG
Pelagomonas calceolata is the source of this 1125-nucleotide messenger RNA. The record is from the annotation of a GenBank genome assembly. NCBI's taxonomy places the organism in Eukaryota, Pelagophyceae, Pelagomonadales, Pelagomonadaceae.